Pseudoliparis swirei is the source of this 5801-nucleotide messenger RNA. Its product is annotated as transcription factor COE1-like. The record is from RefSeq and is a predicted model, not a curated record. Gene Ontology annotation, biological process: regulation of transcription by RNA polymerase II. Bases 328 to 2010 code for a protein of 560 amino acids. The transcript has 16 exons. Gene Ontology annotation, molecular function: RNA polymerase II cis-regulatory region sequence-specific DNA binding; DNA-binding transcription factor activity, RNA polymerase II-specific. NCBI's taxonomy places the organism in Eukaryota, Metazoa, Chordata, Actinopteri, Perciformes, Liparidae.
GGCUCUCCGCCCUCUUUUAACUUCACGCAGCGGCUUUAAAGCGCGUCGCUCCGCGGCUCGGAUCUAACACACCCGGAGAAACCCAGAGGGAGCCCGGGCUCUUCUUUGGAUCAGGACCCGGUACUUUGGGGAAAGCUCGCUCGUGUGUCCUCCUCCUCCUCCUCCUCCUCCUCCCGCAUCGCUCCUCUUCUCCUCCACCUUAAUCCAGGUGGUCCUUUGGCUUUUUGGAGCGUCGGCUACGAGGAGGAUUACUCUUCUUCUUCUUGUUCUUCUUGUUCUUGUUCUUGUGGUUCCCGGUGAAGACAAAGCUCCCGGAAGGACACUUUGAUGUUCUCCAUCCCGGACAGCCUCCCCCGGGGGGCCCUGACCAUGAAGGAGGAGCCGCUCCCCACCGGCAUGACCCCGGUCCGCUCCUGGAUGCAGGGCGCGGGGAUCCUGGACGCCAACACAGCGGCACAGAGCGGCGUUGGUUUAGCCCGCGCUCACUUCGAGAAGCAGCCGCCCUCAAACCUCCGGAAGUCCAACUUCUUCCACUUCGUGCUGGCGCUGUACGACAGGCAAGGUCAGCCGGUGGAGAUCGAGAGGACGUCGUACAUCGACUUCGUGGAGAAAGACAAGGAAUACAACGGAGAGAAGACCAACAACGGGAUCCACUACAGACUACAGCUCCUCUACAGCAACGGCAUCAGGACAGAACAGGAUCUUUUUGUCCGGCUGAUCGACUCCAUGACCAAACAGCCCAUCCUCUACGAAGGUCAGGAUAAGAACCCAGAGAUGUGUCGGGUCCUCCUCACCCACGAAAUCAUGUGCAGCCGGUGUUGUGACAAGAAGAGCUGCGGGAACCGCAAUGAGACGCCGUCCGACCCCGUCAUCAUCGACAGGUUCUUCCUCAAGUUCUUCCUCAAGUGCAAUCAGAACUGUUUGAAAAAUGCAGGAAACCCGCGAGACAUGAGGAGGUUCCAGGUGGUCAUCUCCACUACGGUCAACGUGGACGGACACGUGCUGUCGGUGUCAGACAACAUGUUCGUCCACAACAACUCCAAACAUGGCCGCCGCGCCCGACGCCUGGACCCCUCUGAAGCAGCCACGCCCUGCAUCAAAGCCAUCAGCCCGAGCGAGGGCUGGACGACCGGCGGCGCCACCGUCAUCCUCAUCGGGGACAACUUCUUCGACGGCCUGCAGGUCGUCUUCGGCACCAUGCUGGUCUGGAGCGAGCUGAUCACCCCUCACGCCAUCCGGGUCCAGACUCCCCCUCGCCACAUCCCUGGGGUCGUGGAGGUCACGCUGUCCUACAAAUCCAAACAGUUCUGCAAAGGAGCGCCGGGACGCUUCGUCUACACCGCCUUGAACGAGCCCACCAUCGACUACGGCUUCCAGAGGUUACAGAAGGUCAUCCCUCGCCACCCCGGGGACCCGGAGAGGUUACCUAAGGAGGUGCUGUUGAAGCGAGCAGCCGACCUGGUGGAGGCUCUUUACGGGAUGCCGCACAACAACCAGGAGAUCAUCCUGAAGCGGGCCGCUGACCUCACCGAGGCGCUCUACAGCGUCCCUCGCAGCCACAAUCAGCUGCCGUCCCUCACAGGCUCCGCCCACUCUGGGAUGAUGGGCGUGAACUCCUUCAGCAGCCAGCUCGCCGUCAACAUCUCAGAGGCCUCGCAGGCCGACCAGGGUUACUCCCGUAACUCGAACAGCGUGUCUCCCCGCGGCUACGUGCCGAGCUCCGCCCCCCAGCAGGCCAACUACAACACCAUCACGUCCAGCAUGAACGGCUACGGGGCCGGCAUGACCAACCUGGGGGGCCCCGGGUCCCCCAGCUUCCUCAACGGCUCCGCCAACUCCGCCUACGCAAGCCCUUACUCAUUCUCUCCUGUCCAUAUGGUUUCUGCAGUCAAACAGAAGAGCGCCUUCGCCCCCGUCGUGCGGCCACAGAGCUCCCCGCCCCCCACCUGCACCACCGCCAAUGGCAGCAACCUCCAGGCUAUGGCAGGUCUCAUCGUCCCCCCGAUGUGAGGAGGGUUCUCAGCAGGAUGCCCACAGACAUCCCCAAACCCCGCCCCCCUGCCCACAUACCACUGAUGGCCCCGCCCCCCCCACCACUGAUGGCCACGUCCACCUGAAAAGCCACCAAAAAAACCACCACUUCCCAUCGUCCCCCAUCGACCGACCCAGAAUCCAUCACUGCAGCAGAAGAAGAACUUUGACUCUUCGUCGAUUAAUUCACCGACGAGGAACUUCAAGGACGGGCCAAGGCCAGAGGUCAAAGGUCGGAGAGGCAAACUGUGGGGAGGACGUUACGAUGUGGCGUGAGUUUUAGUUGUGCUUCGACUUCAGAAGUCUGCGCAGACACAGCACUGGUCUGGGGUCAGUCUGAACUGGUCUGGGGUCAGUCUGAACUGGUCUGAACUGGUGUUCACCGUGGCGACGUCAUUGAGAAAAGAAAAGCUUGGAUCUCAUUGGCUGACAAGUCAAUCCUGGUUUUAUUGAAGUAAAGAAUGUGUUGCGUAAUCUAUCACAGUAAUCUAUUACUGCAUUAUUUAUUUAUUGACUCUUCAAAAUCUAUUUUUUCUUAAAUCAAAAUAAUAAUAAUAAUAAUGAUAAUAAUAAUAAUAAUGGAGCUUUGAUUUAAACAAAAUUAAUUCAAUAAAAGAAUUUUUUUUAAAAUUUGUUUUAGGAAAAAAACUCAGAUUAUUGAAACAUAUCCAAACAAACCAAUAUACACAUAAACCCAUCUUCAGAUUACACCAGAUAAACAAAGGGCCUGAAACAAAUAAACAUUUAAAUGUGCAGACAACAUUCAAAUUAAUUCCUAAAAGCACACUGGCAAUGAGCCCAACAUAAUACAAAUAUUCACAUAAAAAAAUUCUACCUACAUUUUGAUUAAUUUAUUCCAAAUUGAUUAUGAAAUAAUUAAUUGUAUUUAUUCAAGUUCAGAUUUGUCAUUUUGCAUCUUUUUUUAAAACAUCGUCAUUCAAAAAUAAACAAAGAAACAAGAGAAAAUAUUAUUUAUUGUUAUUAAACCAAAGAGUAUCUGGUUGUUGAAGUAAAUGGGCUAAAAAAUGCAAAGCAGCUGUCCUUAAAUAUUUUAUUUAAUAGAAAUACUUUAAGGGAUACAGAGCCCAGCUUCAGUAAAUGCAACAAAGUACAUUUAAUAAUAACAAUAAAUAACAUUUAAUAACAACAACAAAUUAACAUUUAAUAACAACGACAAAGUAACGUUUAAUAACAACGACAAAGUAACAUUUAAUAACAACAACAAAGUAACAUUUAAUAACAACAAUAAAUAUCAAUAACUGUAAAUGUUACUUUGUUGCAUUUAAACAAAUGAAAACGUUCUCCAGAACCUCCGAUUGGUUCUAGCCGCACCAGAAGCCCAGAAGCUCCCGCUGGACCUAGAACCGAGUCCAGAACCGAGUCCAGAACCGAGUCCAGGAGUCCAGGAACCAGUAACCGUCAGACGGUUGGUUUUCAAUCAGAAGUCUUCCCAGUGACCCCUCCUGACCCCCUGACCCCCCUGACCCCCCACACAGGACCAGAGCCCUUAAAGACCCAGACCCCGUCCCCGAGCGUCUUCCUUUCUGCUUCAUAGCUUUUAUCAAUGUUUGUCUCAUAUUCUCAAAAAGAGGGGAUGCAGUAACGUUUCUUCACUCUGGAAACAAUAACAAACUUCCUGCAGAGACGGAACAUGUUGUUGUCAUGACGAGAACAUGUUGUUGUCAUGACGAGAACAUGUUGUUGUCUUAUUUUAUUCUUAUUUCUUUGUUUUACGUCUCGUCUAACCCGCUGGUCCUGAUCCGCGUGUCGAGUGGUAGAGUUUAACCAUCAGCAGCUUUUAAUCACAUUUAGGUUCCAGGUUUUAUUGUUAAUUCUUCUGAAUGUUCUUAUUUCAUAUGUAUUUAUAAAACGUUUGUUUUGGUUGAGCUCUUUUUUUAAAUGUUUUUUUUUUUUGUCGGUGAUUUUAGACCUGAAUGAUAGUCUCAAAUAUAUAUAUAUGUAAACACAUUUGAUGUCUUAAUACCUUUUAGAUAUUGUAAAAAGAGUGAACAAGUGAGAGGAAUUAAUAAUUAAUAACCCCUUUUUGUAAAAACUAAACAAAACAACAACAACGUCCUGGCGUGGUCUCGCCCUGUUUUUGAAAGCAGGACGUAAGAAAAAACAAAAAAACACAAACAAAAAAAUGAACGCUUUCAUCACUUUUGUACAAAAAAAAUUGCUUUUACGAAAAUGAUAUUUAACUUUUUGUAAACAGCAUUGUUUGUGUUUCCCGGGUUCUUCUCGUCCUUUGUGUAUUAUUGUGAAAUGUAUAAUCAUGGUUAUUUCUUAAUGCACUAUUUUUUUGUUUUUUUGUUGGGGCACUUAAUAAUAAGAGCAAUGCAUCUUAGCAAAAAAGAGAAGGAGAAAAAAAGAGCUAAAAGUAACAAAAAAAAGAGAAGAAGAAGAACGAUAUGCACCGUGUGUUUUUCCCACCGUUGGGAAACGGCAAAAAAAUCCUUGUCAUGUGAAAUUUUUAUAUUUCAGAAGCUUCUAGCGUCAUGGUACUCCUCUCUUUGUUCGGGUUCCGAGCGCAUGCCUCGGUUCUCCGUGUUCAGAAGACGAUAUUUUAUUCAUCUUUUAAUAUUAGAUGUCGAUCCUCGUCUUUGUGUUUUCUUUUCUUAUAUUUUUUUCGAUUGAGAACAACAGAAAAAAAACCACUCCGAAAAACAAAAGUUUUGGGUCCCUGAUCUCAAGGAAACGUUGUCGUCGUCGUCGCUGCACAAUCCGGAUCGUUUACUUAUGCAACUGAGUUCGGUGAAAGCUGGAGGAAAACAACGUACAACAAGUCAGUUUUUUUUUUUCAGACAAACAGCGAGAACUUUUUCUAAAUUUUAUUUUUUGGCACCAGACGUUUACCCUUCAGGUUUUCCCCACGAAAAAACACUAUCAAGUUUGCAGAAGAAAUGCUAUGUUAGCGGUUAGCCUCCGAACAGCCGCGCCUUUAACGGAAAAUGCUAAGUUAGCGGUUAGCCUCCCAAACAGCCGCUUCUUUAACGGAAAGCUUCCGUGUCGAACGGCGCCCCCCACAUCUCACAGGGAGGUACUGCAACACGACGUUACGCAAUACUUUUUCAUUGACAAGAUCUGGAUAUCAAAAUACACAAAUCUCAUAAUUUUGAGGCGUGAUACAAAAAGAAACAAUCUUACAAUUCCGAGAUAUGCAUUUAGAAAUAAUGCAAACAAAUCGAAUGAAUUUCUAGAUUUAUUUAUGUAUAAAAAUAUAAAAAAUAAACGUCUCACAAUUGUGUUAAAAAUACAAUAAAAGUCUCCAGGAUCAAAACGUCAAACUCACAGAAGGAAAAACAGUCGAGGAGUUUUAAACCAUCUUUACAAGAACAAAGAAAACUUCAAUCAGACCUCAGAUCAGAUUUAAACUUGUCUGGUGUCUCCACAAAGACAUUCCUCUCCACCUUUAAAAAAAAUUUAAAAACAAUAUUAACAGUAUUAAAUUAUAUAUAUUUUCCCACCGUUGGAAAAUGUUUUUCUUCUCGACAUAUUUUCUUUUUUCGUCCCGAGGUUUUUAUAAAAACUGCAAAGGUUUUUCAGUUUUCUGGGUGUUUUGACUUCAAUGUGAAAGCGGGCAGGAGGAACUGCGUCUUUGUGAAAUAUGAAAUAUAUCAUCAAAGUAUAUCAAAGCACAAUGUUUACUGAAUGUCUGUAGACCCACGGCGCCGCUGUAAAUAGAUGCAUGUCUUUCUUUUCUUCCUCUCUUCCUGUGAUCAGUGCUUUUUGUACAGAAACAUUCUAAUAAAGAUUACAUUUGGCUUGAA